AGCGGCGAGCUUGAGGCGAGGAGGGCUGCGGGGUGCCAACUCUCACGGGUAGGUGCCAGGCGCUCUUUGGCACUGGCUGUACCUGGCGCGGGGAGGGAUCAGCUGUGGCACUGUUGAAGGAACCCAAGGAGACCCGGGAGAGGACCGCAGGAACCCUAGGAAGGAAGCGAGGGACACGAGAGAGGAAGGGGGUCUUUACGGGUCCUCCUCUGUCGUGCUCUCCUGUACAUCCCGACAUAUUGGGUUGCACCACCAUCACCACCACCACCACCACCACCACCACGCUAUUUCGGCAUCACCGGCGCCUCUACCCAGAAUAUCCCCGGGGAGGAAAGCCGCUGUUACCUCCACUUCUUCUCUCCUCCUCCUCCUCCUCCUCUUCCUCCUCCUCCUCCUCCUCCUUCAUCAUCAUCAGUAGUCUCUAGUGCAGUGAUGUGUGCGUGUGUACGUGCGUGUGUGUGCGUACUGAACCGAUCGUCAGAGUACACACGCAUACACACACACGCCUCCUAGUGCCCACGGUGCCAAAGCGAGUGCCUGUACGUAGCUUGGUGCCCCACAGUCUCUUGCAGGAGUGCCACGGUAUGGUGAACAGUGAACAGUGCCUUGUGCCGCGUGCCUUUACCCUUGUGUGACGAGGUGCCAUUGCUGCUGCUACUGCUGCUAAUGCGACUGCUUCUACUGCGACUAUUAGCCCAGAAAACAAAGCUCCAGCAAUUGAUCUGUUACUACUGUCGCUGCUUUUAAUGAGAGAGGGGGAGGCCAUUGCAAAGUACUAUAGCUCCUAUUACUACUAGUACUGGUGCUGCUGCUGCUACUGCUACUGCUACUGCUGCUGCUACUGCUGUUUCUGCUGGUGCUCCUGCUUCCUUAAGUCCAGAAAACACGGCUUUUGUAAAGUUACUAUUGUCACUCCUACUUCUGCUGCUCCUACAACUGUUUCUACCUCUGCUACUGCUUCUGCUCUUGUCCUCGCUGCCGUCUGCUGACAAGAAUAUAGCUGUUAUCACUCCUACUACUACUACUACCACUACUACUACAACUACUACUACUGCUGCUACGACUGUAUUGAGACACCAUCCACCACUAUUUUUAAGAGCGAGAAAUCAAGCUUAUCUACCACCACUACCACCACCACCACCACUGCCACCGCCGCCAGCACGUAAAACUAUAGAAAGGAGAAGCGACAAGCCAGUGAAGUGAGGAAGGGAGAGAAAAAGAAAGACACGGAGAGAAAGAGAGUGAGUGAAACAGAGUGAGUGAGAGAGAGAGAGCAAGAGAGAGAUAUAUAUAGUUAAUUUUUUUCUCUGAAUCGCAGUUAACUCGCCUGAAAAAUAAGGAGAGGAAGAAAUGAACAAGGUACGAUAGUUGAGAUAAAGGUACGAUAUCAAGAUUCAUGAUAACAAGAUCGUUUGAAAAUUAGACAGAUAAAAAGUAACUUACUGUAUAAAGGAAUAGUGUUUUAAAUAAGUUAACGUUACAAAUAUCAAGAAGUCGACGUUUGAAGAUAGGAAAAUACUGAAAGGCCAAAAUAUCAUCACAGGAAGUCAGGAAAUAGAGAAACAAAUGACUGUCUGGAUGUCUUAAGAAAACGAGGCUGAAAAUUUUAGAUUGUAAACUCGAAAAUAAUUGAGAUUUGAAAACUUUGGGGAAAAAAAAAAAAAGGAAAAUUAAGACUAAACUAGAGAGAGGAGAUUUUAAGAUUGUAAACACGAAAAAGAAAAAUUACUAACUCAAAGAAUCAUUCAAGACAGUAAACUCAAAGAAAUAAAGAUGAAAUUGUAAACUCUGAAAAAAGAAGAAAAAACUCAAGAUUAUUAACCUGAAAAAUGUUAAAAUUGUAACUCAAAAAGGAAAAAAAAAAAAAAAUUAUUCCUAUGCCACAACAAAUAUUAGAAACAUCUUUGAACAGCACCAGACAAAGCACAGCAAGAUUUUGUGGUGUUAGCGUCACAGCAACACAGCAGAGUAUAGUGUUUGGUGUUAGCGGCCCAGCAAAACACCGCAGAACAUUGAAAACACCACAGCCAGUCAUUUAAACAGCACGCAAACGAUUUUCAGCACUGCAUCAUUUCACAGCUACCGCACAGCAAAAUACUGUGGUGUUUGCCGCUCAGGGACACAGCGAAGUAGUGUUAGCGAUCGCCAGCAAGUCCAGUGAACAGCACGCCGGCGAUCCACAGCAGUGCAUUACGGUUCACAGCUACAACACAGCAUCACAAGACCAGCAACACAGCAUCUAGUCAAUUUCUAGUCCAGGAACCUUGAAACCACAGCAAACGCGGGGAGAAAGCGUUGAAAUCUUCCACAGCGUCACAGCAUCUAGUCAGUCUCUUGUCCAGAAACUCUGAAAAAAUAGAAAGGGAAGAGAGAGACGCGGAAGCCUUUCACCGCAGCAUCACAGCAUCACAGCGUCACAGCGUCACAGCGUCUAGUCAUUCUGGUCCAGGAAACUUACGACCACAGCAAACGCGGUGACAAAAACACUUGAGACUCCCACAGCGGCGCCACCACAGCAUAACCACAGCUUCACCGCAGCUUCUAGUGGCAAUAAAUGGUCAACAUGGAUGGUGAAGCACUUAAACCCGAAGCUUUCCUCACCACAGCAACCACAGCACCUCUUGUCACAGCACGCAGCCCCCCUUCCUACCCCAAAGUGGCUGAAGCAACGGAUGAAUUCCACCCGUUCAUUGAGGCUCUUUUGCCGCAUGUCAAGUCCUUUGCCUACACGUGGUUCAACCUUCAGGCGGCCAAGAGGAAGUAUUUCAAGAAACACGAGAAGAGGAUGUCGCUGGAGGAGGAACGGAGAUGCAAGGAUGAGCUGCAGAGCGAGAAGAAUGAAGUCAAGCAGAAGUGGGCCUCCCGCCUUCUGGGGAAGCUGCGAAAGGACAUCACGCAGGAAUACCGAGAGGAUUUUGUCUUGUCUAUCACCGGGAAGAAGCCAGCGAUGUGUGUGCUCUCCAACCCAGACCAGAAGGGGAAGAUGAGGCGCAUAGACUGUUUAAGGCAGGCUGAUAAGGUGUGGCGGCUGGACCUGGUGAUGGUGAUUCUGUUCAAGAGCAUCCCACUGGAGUCCACAGAUGGUGAACGGCUGGAGAAGAGCCCCGACUGCCUGCACCCCGCCCUUUGCGUCAAUCCUUACCACAUCAAUGUUUCCGUCCGAGAGUUAGAUCUGUAUCUAUCAAAUUUUAUCACCAUGAACGAAAGUUUGGCUGGCAUUGUUCUGGAGAGUGAUAAGGACGACGAGAGAAUGAAAAGUCACCCGGUACACAGCGUGGCGUACAACGGUAUUAACGGUAUAAUAUAUAAUAGUACCAUCCUCGCUACGGGCUGUUUCUCUGCGCGGGAGCUGUGGCGCCUCUCCAAAACCUCCAUAAUGGCCGUAGGUAGCAGUGGUAGCGGGCUGAACACUAUCAAGAUGGAGAAUCCGACCUAUUACACCACCUACACCUCGCCUGUACCUGACCACACCCUCAUGCCAGCUGCCUACACCACGUACAUGGAGCGCGCUGACAGUCCCCUCGCCAUGGGCCGGCCACACGACCCUCACUCGCCCCUGGAGGCCGCGCAGCAAAAGAGUCCGCAGGGUGAGCUCGGAGGAGGACCCCCUGGAGAAGGGUGGCCCCUCACACUGCCCCAACCAACGCUGCCCGCCGCCGCUGCUGCCUCCACCACCUUCCUCCACCCCCACACCCCCCCUCACCACACCACCUCGCAACACACUCUGGGUCCCCCCCCGGUGCACUCCCCCCACCUGGUCCACAGCAGCAGUAAAGUAACAAUUGCCGCCUCAGGUGUGCUCCCGUCCGUAGUUAGGACGUCUUCCAACAUAGACUCCCUUUCUAGUCAUGACCAACCACAACAACACACUCGUGCAGUUGUCUCACCACACCCAAGAGAAGUGCUGCCGCCCAUGUCCCUCAGCAGCUCGGUGAUGGCAGGCGCCCCCAGCUACUACCAUGAGGCCGGGCCCCCCUCACCCACCAAAUACCAUGAGAACGGCCAUGAUACCUUCUCAGAUUUUGUCACGUUGGUCUGUCAGGAGGCGCAGAACACACAGCACACCCAGCAGGCCUCUCCCCCCGGCGUGGCCCGCAGCCCUACCAAGGUUCAGGGCAGUUACUACACCACUGGCUCCAUGCUGCCGCCGCCUCCGCCGCCGCCCAUGGCCCGACCUGUGGCCAUCAUCCGGUCCACAGCUGACCUGGCCCACAGUGGCAGUGUGUCCCCCGGCCCUGUGUCUCCGCCCAAUUCCUCCGCCGCCGGUGGAGCUGCCAUCCUGCCUGACGUGUCUCCACCUGAUCGACGAGAGGAGUGUCUCAGCCCCACGCCGCCCUCCACCUCUGCUCCACCCGUCUCCCAGUUGUUCACCUACUCCAGCAUGAGUCCGGUGAGUGCCAUGUCAGGCGUGAUCUCCCCGACCAGCAUGAGUCUGUUCACGUCCCCGGGCAGCACGCCGCGCACCACGCCGCGCUCCACGCCGCCCGCCGUGCCGCGCUGGAACACACCCUUCAUCAGCCUGGACGAGAACAUGGACUACACCACCAUGUCCACCCUCAUGCCCACCCUGCCCGCCGACGCUGCCUCCGCACAGCUCAUUGAGGAUGAGCGUUACUUCACCACGGUGGUGCACACCGGGGAGGCAGCGGGGGGUGGGGGACCCCAGGUGGCCCCAGCGACGGCCGCUGGGCAUCAGGACCACCUGGACGAUUCCCCCGGGGCGCCCCACACCCCCACCAAGACCCAGUCGUCCUAACAAUGCCGCCGCCAGCUGGUCUUGGUCUCGGCCUGUGAUGCGCCACCGCCACUGCCCAGGCCAGGCCACCCCAGGGGGUGGCGCAGCCCUGGCCCAAACCAAGGAGACCCCCAUGAGGGACAGAAGGCCAGGCUGUCCCUGGGAUGCAGUGCAGACCCAGGCCAUGGUCUGGGUGGUCCCCAGGCCUGCCUGGAGGCUGUGCUGUGCCGUCAGCCUGGCCCUGGGGUGGCCUGGGGAGCAGGGUGGCCCGGACUGGUGGCUGCCGCGCCGCCGCUGUCGUCCUCGUCGCGAUCAUCGUCGUCAUCAACAAGUGCAAACCACAGCGGCAGCAGAGGAGGAGCCGCACCAGUGCCAAAUUCUCCCGGCCGGGACGCUCCAGAUACUUAAGGCCGCAGGUGGCUGAGGGCUGGCCCGCCGCCGCCGCUGCCACCGCCGCCAGGCCAUGCAUGGUAGUAGGUCUUCAUGUAGCAGCGUAGUGCAGUGAACACGGCCGCGCCGCGCCGCGGGGACGAUGGCCACCAAGUUCAAUGAAUCACAGUGCCAGCAGCAGCAGCAGCAGCAGCAGCAGCAGCAGCAGCCAUGAUGCAGCAAGACGCAAUAAGUAAGGUGUAAGUGCUUCAUAGCUUUUGCAGAGUGAGUAGAGUUCCCGUAAUGGUUGUGCAAUUUUUAGUCUCUUACGAACACAAGGAGGAAGGAGAUGAAGGCGAAGGAGAGAGAGAAUGUGUGUGUGUGUGUGUGUGUGUGUGUGUGUGUGUGUGUGUGUGUGUGUGUGUGUGUGUGUGUGUGUGUGUGCUGUAGCCUCCACUAGGUGCUGAGGGAGCCACGGUGCUGUGGUGGUGGUGGAGGCAGUGGUGGUGGUGAUGGUGGUGGUGGUGGUGGAGGCAGAGGGACAGCUGUGCUCAGGACUACAAUACUUGUGAGUACAAAAUCGUUCAUUACUUCUAAAGGAAUCCGUGAAGAGAAGGCUCUCGCUAAUCUUGGGUUUGGUGAACAAACAAACGCAUCUCGGUGAACAUUUCUUAUUAUUGUUGUGUACACUCCCUCAUUCGACCUGUAAUUCUCAGUUUGUUCGUUUGUUUGUUUCCUCGUUCGUUUGUUUGUCGUGUGAAGUAUAACGCCGUGUUGUUGUUGUUGUUGUUGUGUGUUUUUUUUUUGUGUUUUUUUUCUAUUAGAGAGUUCUUGUUAUUUAUGACGGUUUAUUAGAGUUUGUUGCCACAUUAUGUACAGGUCUGGCGGCAUUACAGACUCACACUCGCUCCUCGCACUCGGAUGGAGAAAACUGUUUUUUUUUCUGGCGAGUAAAACUCCUUGAUUCACUCUUUUACUCACCACUUGUCAUACGCAUCUUAACCUGAUUGUCAAACCUUGAUUUUUCAUUUUUCUGAUGAGUUAAUUACUAUUUUUCAUAAUUAUAGAUGCCACUACUGUCGCACUAGCCCUAACCUAACUUAGCACCCUUGUACAACCUUCCUUAAACUGAAUUCCUUUAUGAAACCUCAAUUUUGUUAUCUGUUAUCAACCCCCAUCAUUAUUUACCACAUGAGCACCACACUCAUUCUAACCUAACUCCUUACACAACCUCCUCCUUUUUCUUCUUCUUUGGACUUGUUAUGCUUCCAGUCACCUCACCACCACAGCAGUGAAGGAGUUAACCAGAAAAGUGCACCCGUUUCUAUCUAAGAGUGAUUUGAGUGUGAUUCUGUGAUGAAACCGACAUUUUUCCCUCCCUUUCAUGAUAUUUUUAGCCGAGCUCCGAGACCAUGGAGUGUUGGCGAGGAGCAGAACCGACUAACACAGCAUUGCCUCCUUGGUUCGUGGUUCUCGCCCCAAUGGAAUGUUUCUCCCUGCCUCUCUGCCCUGUCUGUCCAUCUGUCUCUGAGUGUUGCAGCUUUCAUACCCUCACUAGGACUCCUUGGCCCUACCCUGCCCUACCCUGCUCCACUCUGCUGCCUCGGUCCUUACCUUCCCUGUCAGUUUGUUCUCUCAGCCUACUCAUCUCUCACUGAUGGCAUUCUCACCUCUCACGGCUCUCUCACAAGGCACUCCUGACCUCUCACUCAGAAAAGCAUCUUGUGUUUUGUAAAGCACACACAUGCACACACACACACACACACACACAAAGGAAUAAGAAAGAGAGGAAUGCUGGAAGUUACUGGAUGUUACAUAGGGUCACAGGUGACAAGAGGCCUGUGGGAAGACUCAGGAAGACUUGGAGAUGGUGUGUGGAAGAAGACAUUAUAUUGAAGAUGGUGUAUGGAGGACAAGAGAAAACUGAUGAAGACCUUGGGAUGGUGUGUGGAGAAAGGCAUGAGACUGAAGAAGACCUGGAGGUGGUGUGUGGAAGAGGACCUGGAAGACAGUGUGUAGAGGAAGACAUGAGAAGGGUGACCAUCAGGGAACAGACCAUGUACCACUGCAAAAACAGACAGAAACUUGCAAACCAUCAAAUCCUGGACGAAAGACAAAAAACGAAGCAAAAAGAUAAUAAUGAACACACCUCUACAUCCCCUCAUAUGUGCCAAAUUAAGAGAGAACACCUAAGACGAGAGACACCUCAAGGAACUAGAAAAGGUGCUGGGAGAAAGAGGAGGCCGUGAGAGAGAGAGAUCUUGCAGAGAGGUGAUGAGUGCUUACCAGUGCUGAGAGAGAGAGAGAGAGAGUGUGGGGAACCUGGCAUUAACCUGAGAAGGCUGAGUAUAAGCGAAACGUGCCAAACUUUAAGGACAGAAACCCCCAAAUUACCCAGAAUCCAUCUUUAACUUGCUCUCAUCGACGAAAUAAUCUAUGCCUUUUUUUAGAUGUUAUGAUAAAGCAUUAUAUACAAACCAAAAACAAACACAGCAAUACGGUAGAAUUUAACUGGCGCGCAUUUGUCUGUGUGUGUUGAUGACUAAAGCGCGCCGUGUAUAUGUGUAUGUAUACUUAGCAAUAACACAGCCACAGCUACAAUUAUUGGUGCCAUGAUUAGGUGGAGGUGGUGGUGGUGGUAGUGGUGGUGGAGGGAGGGCCGUCCAGGGUGUGUCUGGGUGUCAGUGUAGGUGCUGAGAAGAGCUCAAAUCUAUGUGCCAAAUGAGACAGAAGUGUAUUGUUUGUGGGUGUAGGAGUGGUAGGGCUGGAUGCAGGGGGUGUAGGAGUGUUGGCAGGCGUAGGACAGGUGUGUGGUGUGGUAAUAUGGUCUGGUAUGUGUUAGGGGAGAGGACACACAUACACACACGUACAUGCACAAACACAACAUAGUCAUUUGAUAUUAAAAGACAUGACAAGCCUAACAUUCUUGUACACACACACACACACACACACACACACACACACACACACACAGACAGAGCACCACAAACAAACACCACAGGGGGAGCAGCAGCAGCACACAGGCGCCUCAGCCCAGUGUGAGGUGCGAGGAUGUGCAAGCCUGAGACGAGCGAAACUAAACACAAACACUCAGACAAACACAUGAAGAACGCAAGGCAGACGCACCCACCCACGCGCACCCUGAGGGACGUGUGGUGUGCGCCGGCCUGUGUGGUACGAAACCCAGCCCGGGGAAGGCCGCCUGCACUAGACUUUAGAUGUACGCAUGCUGUGAUACAUCAGGUAAAUUAUAUAAACCAUAGUAGAUGGUGAACGUAGCGACUCUAGACUGGUAGUAGCGACAUUGUAACGCGUAGACAGAUAGGCUCAUUUCUACUACCAAGACCAUUGUAUAGUAGACUUAGAGGGUUUUAGCAUCUGAGGCUGAGGGGGCUUCCCUAGUGAGCGGCACGGCUGGGCGGCGCUGGCUGGGGCUGGCUCGGUUCUGCCUGGGGACGAGGGGCGCUGCAUCGGGGGUGAUACUCAAUUGUGUGGCUGGUGGUGUGGAUGACCUGACCUUAACUACUCAUUUGUGACCUUGCCCGGCUCUCACUGGGUCAUCUUAUGAUAAAGGCACGUGUGACCUUGGUUUUAGCGUGUACAUGAGUUUGAUAUACUUUGAUGUGUACGUGUGAGUCUGGUACCCGAUGAAAGUGCACAUAGAUAUUUCCAGUUAACGCGCACAUGACUGGUUUUGAUGUGUACAUGAAAAACUCGUGUAUUUUUUUAUUUUUUAUUUUUAUUUUUUGUGUUAAUGCGCGUAUAAUUUUAGUUUUAACGCAUAUAUGUGUGUGAUAUUAGGUGAAAACACACCUACUUAGUUCUUUUCUUUAAUGAAUGCACACAUUACUGGUUUCAACGCGUACAUGAGUCUGAUAUUAGCUGAAAAACGCACAUUUUACUUUAAAGCUUAUUAUUUAAAGCUUUUACUUCUGUAUUGAUUAACGUAAGUGUGGAUGCGUGGCUCUGAUUCUGUACAUUUUAAUUAUCUAUCUUUAUCUGUUUUGUUUGUUGCUUUUUGCUUUGGAGAGCGAGGGAAAAAUGUUUUCAAGCCAAGACGUCAGGCCCAAGUAACCUGGACUGAGAAGCGAUAGGGUUCUGCAUCUAUAAAACGUAUUAUUUUAGCUCUUAGGAAAACUAUUGUGUGCCAAGUAAUAUAAAAGUUUGCUGAGGAUAUAAUUAUGAAAAAGGAAAAGGUAGGAGUCAUGACUUAUCAAAAAACUACAUUUCAGCUAGUAACAAAACUAAUGUGCCAAAUAAUGUAGAGGUUUGUUGAGAAUAUAAAAGAAAAAAAAAGAAAAUAAAAUGAAAUAGGAAAAAGAAUAAAAUGAAAAGAAAAAAAUAGGAAUGAGCAGGACUUAUGAAAAGAUUAUACUACAGCUUGUAACAAAACUACAUGGCAAAGUAUAGAGAGAGAAAAGAUUACGUCGAAUGUAAUUAUAAAAAAAAAAAAAAAAAAGAUUCGGAACUUGUCAGAAACUGUACUUCAGCUCCUAACAAAACUAUGACGUCCAAAAAUAUAUAGAGAGAGAUAAAAGUUCACUGAGAAUAUGAUCAUGAACAAGGAAAAUAAAAGAGAAAAAUGCAGAAUCUAUGGAAACGUACAAUUCUUAACUUAAUGAUGCUAUAAUGUGCCAAAUAGUGUAGAUGCGCAGAAGUCACCAAGAAUAAAAGAAAAAAAUAAUAGUAAUGAUAAUAGAAAUCAGGAUCCAUUUAAAACUAUUAUUCUAAACCGAAAAAGAACUUACAAUGUGCCAAAGAUAGUAAAGAUAAUUACUUCAAAUAUAAUUGUGGAUAAGAAAAACUUAUAAUUUUAAUCCAAAGGAAGACUUAGUGCCAGUGAAACAAUGAUGUGCCAAAAUAUAUCUAUGCAAACAUUAACUCGAAAUAUAAUAGUAAAAAAAUUGAUAAUAAUAAUAAUAAUAAUAAUAAACUUUGCUCCAUACAAAGUUAUUUAGUGCCAAAAAAAGACAAAUGAAAAUAGAAAUUCAACCCAAAAUAGACACAUGACAGAACCACUAAUAUAUAAAAAAGAUGAAACACAAAAUAAAAUAGUAAAACAUAACAAGAAUAUAUUUUUUUUCUGACAAAUCUGAAAUGUGGAAUGCUGUGUGUGUGUGUGUGUGUGUGUGUGUGUGUGUGUCCAGAUAGUUCCUACAGAAGGUGCAGAGGGGGUGGGUUGAUGGGGAGGGGGGGUAGAGGUUGGGGGGGUGUUCAGUGGUGCUUCAGAUAUUAUUGUGGUAAUUAAUUCAUUGUAAAUCUCUGGCCUUAGAGAGAGAGAGAGGCUAGAACAGGUAUUUUCGUCUUAAAGAGAUAAUUCUUGUCUAUAUUAAAUUUAUAUAUUUCAAUUUUUAUUUAUAUUCUGAUUUUUUUUCGAGGUCACAAGAUUCGGGAAAAAAAAGUGUGUGUGUGUGUGUGUGUGUGUGUGUGUGUUCACCUGUUCGUGUUAAUUAGACUGUGCACAAAGUGACAAUAAUAAUUAAGACCUUGAGAGUGUAUAAUAAUGAUAACAAUAAUACUAGUAAUGGUACAAUAAUACGCCGCUCAGCAUUCAAGUAUUACCCUUACUGUACCUGUGCUUAGGGCUCACCUUCAUGCCCCUCCUUGUGGUGCUUGCACAGGUGACGCGCGCACGCACACACUGGGUCAUGCUUCUGUAUCUCGCGUGUGUGUGUGUGUGUGUGUGUGUGUGUGUGUGUGUGUGUGUGUGUGUGUGCUGCUCCCCGUUGCGCAGCGUCCCGCGGCUCCUUGCAGCCGUCACAGCAGCGCCACAGCGGCACCAUAGCGGCACAGCGCCACAGGUCCACGCGCCGCUAUGCAAAGUCUCAAAGGUUCUAUUUAGCCACAGCAGAGAGCCCCCUCCCCAACCCUCCAGAUGGGGGCGGCGGGCCCUGCUGCAGCUGCCGUCCGCCACACGCGCAGGCCGCCGUGCUGCUGUGCCGCUGCGGCGCCGCCGCCGCGUCGCCGCCGUGCCGCCGCUCGUCUUCCUUGCAAUAAGAGGAGUAUUAACAGUUAGGAGCCUGAAGCAAUACUUGGUUUGUCUGUUGUUUGUCUCACCCGCGCUUGUCCCACACAGACCUUCAUUACGUUGUUGUUGCUAUUGGUACUCGUGUUAUUAUUAUUAUUAUCAUUAUUAUUAUUAUUAUUAUUAUUAUUAUUAUUAUUAUUAUUAUUAUUAUUUUUAUUACUUUUAUCAUGUCCCAUGUGGUUGGUUGGCUGGCACCGCUGCUGGCCGCCGCUUUGUAAAUACUGAACAGCAGCGCGCCCAUCACGCCAUUAUUGUUAUUAUUAUUAUUAUUAUUAUUAUUAUUAUUAUUAUUAUUAUUAUUAUUAUUAUUAUUACUGUUAUAAUUAUUAUUAUUAUUAUUAUUAUUAUUAUUAUUAUCACAAUUAGCAUUGUUGUUCUCGUCAGUGUUCGUUUGGUUGAGUCGCCGCGCGAUGUGGUGUGUGGGUGUUUGUGCUGGGGAGGCGGCGAGGGGCGCGGGGGGCGUUGGUGCCCAGCUUGGGGGGGAGGGCGUUGGUCUUCUCACACUUAAGUAUUUAUUCCCCGCUGGGAGCGCCGCCCCCGCCCCCGCCGCCGCCGCCACGAAGGUGUAACAGCGUGGCGCGCCCCAGGUGUAGGCCAGGAGUUGGUCAGGUGUAGACCAGGUGUGGUGUGGUGAGGUGUUGUGGGCCUGUGUUGCGGCGCGGCCCAGCGGGUGUUGCGUUGCGUUGUGUUGCGUUGCGUUGCGUUGUGUUGCGUCGCGUCACUGAGACACUGAGUUGUCCCUCACGUGGCAAACUGCAUUAUAUUAAUAAUUAUUACAAUAAUACUAUUAAUACCUGUAAUUGUUAAGGCGGUGGUGAUGGUGAUGAUGAUGAUGAUAGUGAACGUGCAAGUCAUUUGUUAAGUGCUGUGUCCAGUUUUGAUAGACGAUUAUUAUUAUUAUUAUUAUUAUUAUCGUAAUGACUACAAGCUGUUGGGUUGAGUUACUAUGCACUACACUGCAAUACUUGGUGACUACUGCGUGAGUCUGUCCCGCGAGAGUGAAGUACGUUGUAAGUAAGUUAUGGUGUUGCACAGUUUGUAAAGAGUAUCCUAAUUGUAAUAAUAAUUAUAAUAAUACUAUUAAUAAUAAUAAUGUUAAUGAUACUAUUAAUAAUAAUGAUAAUAUUAAUGAUAACAAUAAUCUAACAGGCCGGUUUAUUAAGGUGUAGGUGAAGGAGUGUAGUAGUGUAGCCAGUGUGUCCAAGCAGCAGCCGCCGCCGCCGCCGCCGCCGCCGCCGCCGCCGCAGCCGCAGCCGCCUCCUGCGCCGUUCGCGCCGCCCGCGCCGCCCAAACCUCUUCUUUUGUAACAGAUCUUCCUUUGUACGACUCGAUGUGUCUUCCUGAAGCAGGGCGUCACGCGGCGCCCCCGCCUGCUGCUGGCGCCCUCCACGCGUGCCCCCAGCCCAUGGGCGCGACCCACCCCACACGCGUGCCCUCCCUUGACCUCCGUGACCCCGCGGCCAAAAUGUUGAAUCAAAAGGGAGUCUUCAAGGUCAAGGCUGUCUGUGUGACCCAUAGGGCGGUGCCCCCGCGGCAGUGUUGCUGCGAGGGCCGCGGGGAUGAGAAGGUUGCCCAGGGCCUCCUCAGAGUCCAUUACGGAGGUCCUUGUGGUUCUGCAGCAGCAGCAGUAACAGCAGCAGCAGCGUAGCAGCAGCCUGAAGAGGCAGAGCGGCGGCGCUGAGUGGCGUGGCGGCGCGGCGGCGUGGCGGCGUGGCAGCAGCAGCAGCAGCAGCAGCAGCAGCAGCAGCAGCAGCAGCAGAGUGUACUCCCUCCAGUCAGAACACAGCAGCAGGAACUUGGUGCUAAACGUCCCACACACAAACAAACAAACAAAUAAAGCCUCCUUGUUGACGCGGAAGGUGCAGUGAGUUGUCUGUCUGUCUGUCUGUCUGUCCCUGCAAAGCUUCUCUAUUUUGGCAAACAAACGUUAUUUGGAUACGCGGCAGUAUUGUUCCGCUGUACCGCACACGGGGACGUAGCGUGGCGCGGCAGUACUGUGCCGCACACACGGGGAUACGACGCAGAGCCGCGCGGCAAACACUCAGGCUGUGCGCCGCAGCAACACAGUGCGGCAGCGGCGUCUCCUGUCGUGCCGCUGCUCCCCGCGCCGUGACGCCAGGCCGCCGCGGGGCUGCCCUCACGCGGGAGCCACCCGACGCCUGCAGCCUCCCCGCGUGGCGCUGAGGGAGGCGCGGUCUCGACGACACAGGAGACGGUGACCCACACACACACACACACACACACACACACACACACACACACACACACACACACACUGAACUACGUGGCUUGAGUGUGUGAGUGUGCGUGUGAGUGCGUGCGUGAGGUGACAGCGCUCAUAACUCCUUUAGUACCCCGUGAAAACCUAAUUACGCCCACUGAGUGUACCUCGGUCUGUACACACACUCCUAUGCUUGUCGCGUCACCCUGGCGCUGUAGUCACCAGUACAGCAGUGACGCCAGUGGUCAAAGUAUACAAAGCGCUGAAUAUUAGAAAAAAAAAAUAUUUACAAAAACUCAGGCAGACAAACGUACUGUAAUAAUCUAAACUAUGUAUUUCCGUGCAGUAUAUUUCAUGUAUACUUUGAUAAGCCUGGAGAAGAGUGUAGCUGUGUGUGUACUGUGCGAACCUCAACUGUAUUGAUUAUUGUAUUACUGUCUAUACAACGAAGUGAAAUGAGAGGUUCAGAAUACAGUAGUUUGCUGAAAGUUGAGGUUUGUGUGUGUGUGUGUGUGUGUUUGUGUGUGUGUGUGUUGGGCAGGGUGUAUGCAGGUAUACAUAGGAGCGUGUGUACAGACAGAGGGUAUACUCGUACACACACAACCUUUCCCUCCGCCGUGUGGGGAGGCUGGCCGAGAGACAGACAGGUCGCGGCGCAGUGAGGGCGUGUGCUUCGCCCGUACCUACGUAAAUGGUUUGUCUGUUAUACUCUAUGCAAGUUUACAUUUUUUCUUCCUCCCUGUCACAUCAUCCUCAGUCCAAGCAAUAUUCAUAUGUUAAUACACACACAUAUAUAUAGAGACAUGUAUAUGUAUUACACCUACUACUACUACUACUACUGUUACUACUACUACUAGAAAGUGCCUCAAAAUAUAUGCAAAAAAAAAACAAAAAUAAACCCCCCAUUUAAAAAAAAUAUUACAUACAUGCAUACAUAAAUAAGAGUUGAAUACAUAAAUAUACAUUAACUUCCAGAUGAUGUUUAUAAAAAUAACGAAAGAGAAAAAAACGAAUGUUGGUUUUUAAAAAAUUUUCUCUAAAAAUGUAUAUGUUUUCUUGACUAUAGAAAUGUUGAACUUGAAAAAAAAAUUAAGAAAAAAAAGAAAAAAAAACCGGCUCUUGUGGUUCUCGCUGUCUCUCAAGAGCCAUAGAGUGUCGAACCGCAAGUCACAGGCAUCAGUGUAACACAAACCUUCAGAGGAGACAUGAGUGUAGCGUGUGAGGCAGGCGAGGAUGUGCAAGACAAGUCCAUUCUGCAGCCCCUGGUCGUCGUGAAAGCUUUAACAAGAGGUAGAUUCUGUAAAAUGAGUAAUGAAAUAUAGUGACAAAGGAUUA
Scylla paramamosain (green mud crab) is the source of this 14688-nucleotide messenger RNA. Its product is annotated as nuclear factor 1 X-type-like. Gene Ontology annotation, molecular function: RNA polymerase II cis-regulatory region sequence-specific DNA binding; DNA-binding transcription factor activity, RNA polymerase II-specific. The coding region runs from base 2555 to 4756 and encodes 733 amino acids. Gene Ontology annotation, biological process: regulation of transcription by RNA polymerase II. The transcript has 15 exons. Gene Ontology annotation, cellular component: nucleus. NCBI's taxonomy places the organism in Eukaryota, Metazoa, Arthropoda, Malacostraca, Decapoda, Portunidae. The record is from RefSeq and is a predicted model, not a curated record.